CAUCUGCAGUGCUGGGGCCCAGCAUGACCCUGAACCCUCCAUUCACUGGUCUGCUAUUUCCUUCACCUGCUUCCGGCCGAGUAUCCAGGCCCCCUGGGAGCAGCUGCCACCUGCCCUCGUGACGACCUCCUCCCUCAACUGGAGUGCUCCAGGGGCCUUCUGUGGGGGUGCUCAGCGUCCUGCUCCCCUGCUGUUGGCAGCGCCUGCUGUGGAGACCGUGAUUCCUGUGGCAUCCACCGGGGGCACGUGGGCUGGCGAAAAGGACUGGUUCCCAGGCCACCUACCUCUGGCCCACCCUCCAGCUGCCCAGCUGGUUCCCACCGUGUUCCCAGGGAAUGCCAGGCCACGGCCACAUGGGGCUUGUGGGGAUGGUGACAAGGCCCCUUCCCAGGCCAAGGCCCCGCCAAAGGACUCCUAUAACCCCAGGAGUGUUUACCAGAACUUCCGACGCUGGCAGUGCUUCAAGCACCUGGCCUGCAAGCACCUGCCCCAGAGUCCUGAUGCUGAAGCUCUGUCCUGCUUCCUCAUCCCAGUGCUUCGAUCCCUGGCCCGGCUGAAGCCCACCAUGAGCCUGGAGGAGGGAGUGCGGCGGGCCAGGCAGGAAUGGCAGGGCACAAGCAACUAUGACCGCAUGAUCUAUUACAACAUGGCAGCAAAGUUCAUGGAGUUUGAGGCUGAGGAGGAGAUGCAGCUCCAGAAGCUGCAGUGCAUGAAGGGGCCCCAUGGCCUGCCUCCUCCAGCCCCACUGAAGCUUGCUCCUCCAGGGCCACCAGCCCCCAACAUUGUGCCACAGCCAGGGUGUGCUCCCAGGAAGGCUGGCCACAGGGCACCAUACACUCGCCUGCCACCAUUCAGACCCCAGCAGCCACCCCAGGCCAAGGCGCCUAAGGAGAUCCUGCCAGAAGCUGACCAGGAGUGUGUGGACAUCAUGGAGGCACUGCUGGGGCCUGAUGCAAAUCAGGAGGAGAGUGAUCUGGGGCAGACGCAGGAGGAGGACGGGCUUUACCCAGACCCAGGUCUCCUGAGCUACACUGAUAAGCUGUGCUCCCAGGAAGACUUCACUGCCAAGGUGGAGGCCACCAUCCACCCCCAAUUCCUGGCAGAUUUGCUUUCCCCAGACCCCAAAUUGGAUCCAUUGUCUCUAACACAGAAGCUGGAGCAGGAAGAAGGACUCAUCCUAGCACAGUCGGUGGAGAAGCACCUCCUGGUCCUGAAUGAUGCAGGAUGUGCGGCCGCCACAGGUCAUGGCACACCCCAACUGGACUCAAGUCCUAAGACUGCAGCUGGCCAAGGAGCAGAGAGAAAUGACCAUGGCCCCCAAGUACGGGUCAGUGUAGAAAGCUGCCCAGCACAGCUGGCUUCCCAGGACCCUCCAUGGCGCAGCAGAGCCAACACCAACCUGCCCAGGCACAAGGAGCGUAACCUCUGGCCUGGCUGUCAGGAGUAGCCCAUGCCGAGGGCCACCCGGCCCAGCUCCCCACCCCAGGGCCACAGACCCUCCUCGCCUGGUCACAGGGGAGCCUGUCCUGUCAUGCCUGAGUGGGGCCCAGCAGUCGGCUCCAGUGAGGAGGAGGAGGACCUCCCCAGCCUGGGCUUCCUCCUGACCUAG
Galeopterus variegatus (Sunda flying lemur) is the source of this 1609-nucleotide messenger RNA. Its product is annotated as NUT family member 2D-like. The record is from RefSeq and is a predicted model, not a curated record. NCBI's taxonomy places the organism in Eukaryota, Metazoa, Chordata, Mammalia, Dermoptera, Cynocephalidae.